Molecule: messenger RNA, 1167 nt
Organism: Aspergillus calidoustus
Lineage: Eukaryota; Fungi; Ascomycota; Eurotiomycetes; Eurotiales; Aspergillaceae
Source: the annotation of a GenBank genome assembly
AUGGCCGAAUCCCCUGGCUCCCCCCUCUCCUCCGUGGCCUCCGACGACAUGUCGGAUCGCGACGACUCCAAGCAGGGUUUCUCUCCAUCAGCAGCAGGCGCCAACAUGCCGCCGUCGAAGCGUCGCCGCACCGGAAUGGCCUCCUGGGACCGUAACACGCCCUUAUCGACAUCCUUCCAGGAUGAACUGCCCGCGCCGCCGUCGCCGUCCUCUUCCAUAUCGUCCGAUACGUCCGGCGAGAUUCCCAACUCACCCAACACGCUGUCGCUCAUCGGGGCAAACCAGGACGAGGACUACAGCGGGCAAUGCAACGACCAGGUCACCGUGUGCCGGUGGGAGGGUUGCGAUUUUAAAGACCUCGGGAACAUGGACGACUUGGUCCAACACAUCCACAACGAGCAUGUCGGUAGCCGACAGAAGAAAUACUCCUGCGAAUGGUCCGAUUGUCCUCGAAAGGGUCAAACGCAUGCGAGCGGCUACGCAUUGCGCGCUCACAUGAGGAGCCAUACGAGGGAAAAGCCUUUUUACUGCUCGCUUCCUGAAUGCGACCGCAGUUUCACCCGCUCCGAUGCCCUAGCAAAACACAUGCGAACCGUCCACGAAACGGAAGCUCUCCGCCCAUCUGAUCCUGUCCCCAAACGUCACGACAUCCUCUCCUCCGCAGGAACGCCGGUCGGCACGCCUGCCAGCAAACUCCAGCGCAUCAAGCUAAAGCUCUCACAUCCACCCAGAGACGACAACACAGACCAAUACAGCGAGAGCAUCAACGACGACACAGCGGGGACUGAAGACGCCGACGAGUUCGAGGUCCCCGAGUUCACCGCUGAGAAUGGCUUCGAUGACCACGAACUCGAGAUGAGUCCACAUGAGCUGUAUAGGCUGCUCCGAAGACAGAUCCACUGGGCUGAGCAGGAGGGUGUGGAGCUCCAGGGUGAAUGGGAUAAGAUCCGGCCGAAGCGGAAAGAGGCGUGGGCAGAGAAGGAGGCGAUAUUUGAUGAUAUGAUUGAUGCUCAAGUGAGGCUUCUGAGUGCGGUCAUGAAUGCGCGGGGUCUGACUCCUGGCCAACCUCUUGCUGCCACUGCGGCAGCAAAUGGAGCUACCAGGAAGCAGGCGCCGCCGCAGAUAGCGGCGGGGAACGGACAAGCUCGAGACUCGAUUCCGCUGUGA